AUGGUAGUCACAACAGACACGUACACAUACAUCGGCGUGGUCGCAGAAGUCUUGAACGAAGGUCUACCGCGUGCUUCUUACCUCGUCAUCGGCGACAAGUCCGGUCGUGGCUUCCGCGAGCGCUUGCAGCUCACUCACACUCUGAUCCUCUUCCAAUCGCUUCUUGGGUUUAUCAUGAGCAUCGGCUUUGUCGCAGGCGCUUCUACUUUCGCGCAAGGCUUUGUUCCAGUGGAGGUCAGAGAUGUGAGUGUCACAUAUAUUCGCAUCUCCGCGUUCUCUGCAUUUAGUUCGGCAGUAGAGUAUGCGAUCUCAACGUCAACUCGCGCGCUGGAUAAGCCGGAUGUCCCACUUAUCAUCAGUUCCGUCAAGUUUGCUGUCAAUAUCAUUCUCGACUUGAUCAUCAUCUCUAAAUUCCAUGUCGGGAGCAUCACGCCCACGGUGAACAUGCAGGCUGGUAUCUCGCUCGCUUGCAAUCUCACUUCCGCUUUUGCUGGACUGGCGUACUUUGUUUACACGACGAGUGUAAGCUCCAAGUCGCCGGUCCAUGGCGACACAUCCAGCCGCGGUAUAGCCCCUUCCGUACCAGCUCUCGUCACACUCGCGAAGCCGGGUGCGAUCUUCUUCUCAGAAUCAGCCAUCCGAAACGCCCUAUACCUGUGGUUAGUCCACGGUAUCGUCGGGCUGGGUAGCGACUACGCAACUGCUUGGGGCGUCUUCUCAACCAUCCGAUGGGGUCUGAUAAUGGUACCUGUCAUGGCGCUCGAAGCGACCACACUGACCUUUGUGGGUCACUCAUGGGGAGCAUUGCGCGCGACCGUCGUGAGCAUCUCACAGGCUGCGAAGCUCCAAAUUACGCGUCGACAAUUAUGGGGCGUGGUACGCUGGGCGCUUUACUCCGUCAUUAUAGUGUUGAUGGUGGAGAUCCCACUCUGUCUCAUCAUGUCCUUCGCCGGUGCUGAGCCUUUCGCACGGUACCUCUCAGGAUCCGAAGACGUCUCACGUAUAGCCGCACUUGAUGGAGUUUGGGCGCUCAGGCUGGUGAAGGGAAAGAUGGAUGUAAACAGGGCGUAG
Molecule: messenger RNA, 1071 nt
Organism: Alternaria incomplexa
Lineage: Eukaryota; Fungi; Ascomycota; Dothideomycetes; Pleosporales; Pleosporaceae
Exons: 2
Coding region: 1-1071 (356 amino acids)
Source: RefSeq, a predicted model, not a curated record